Molecule: messenger RNA, 1384 nt
Organism: Lampris incognitus (smalleye Pacific opah)
Lineage: Eukaryota; Metazoa; Chordata; Actinopteri; Lampriformes; Lampridae
Gene: mrps22
Product: mitochondrial ribosomal protein S22
Exons: 8
Coding region: 1-1029 (342 amino acids)
Cellular component (GO): mitochondrial small ribosomal subunit
Molecular function (GO): structural constituent of ribosome
Source: RefSeq, a predicted model, not a curated record
AUGGCGGCGCUCGGUGCAGCACGGCGCUUCAUUCGAAGCUACUCUCGAAUGAAAACUGUAGAUAAGAGUACGCUAAUUCACAUUGGACGUAGCAGUAGGACGCUUUGUAGUAAAACACCGGACAGCCCCCCCUCAGACAGCCAUGCUAAACCCCAGUUCACGGACCCACUGGUGCAAGAUAUCCUCACCAGGAUAACAGGCCUGGAUUUACAGAAGGUUUUUCGACCGAUUAAAGAGGAAUUGAAGCCGCCCACAUAUAAACUCAUGACAGAUGCUCAACUUGAGGAGGCAAUUCAGCAGGCCAGGGAGGAGGCUAAAAGGCUGCUGAAAAUGCCCCCUAUUCUACCAGAGAGGAAACCCAUCAAUGAUGUGUUGUCUGUGGACAAGAUUCUGGAUGGCAUGGACACAGCCAAAUAUGUCUUCACUGACAUCAACUAUGAAACCCCACACAGGGAGCGGUUCAUUGUCGUGCGGGAGACCGAUGGGACUUUACGGAAGGCCACCUGGGAAGAGAGAGACAGGCUCAUCCAGGUCUACUUCCCGAAGGAGGGACGCAAAAUUGCAGUACCUCAUAUGUUUAAGGAGGAAAACCUUAAGGUGGUGUUUUCCCAGGACCGUCAUGAGGAUGUGUUGAAUCGGUGUUUGGUCCAAUUUGAACCAGACUCUUCAGAAUACAUCAGGAUACAUGCGAUCACCUAUGAGGACUUGGAGAAACAUGGAAAGUAUGAGCUGCUGCGCUCCACAAGACACUUUGGAGGCAUGGCCUGGUACUUGAUCAAUGCACACAGGGUGGAUGGGCUCUUGGUAGACAUGCUGCAGAGAGAACUGCUCCAGGAUGCAGUAAGCCUGGUUUCUCUGUUCAACAUGGUACAUCCCCACAGUGAGUCAGCCCAGGAGGCCAACAGCCAGCAGGCAACUGGUACCGACCUACUAAAGAUCUAUGCCCAAAAGGAAUCUCAGAGGUCGGGCUACAUAGAACUGGCACUGCAGGCCCAUGACAACGCUGCAGCAGUGAGCUCCUCUGUUUGACCAGGCCAAUCUUACAGUCAAUAGUGACCAAUUUGCUUCCUUAGGGAGUUGCAGCCACACACAGUGACAGAAUAGGAGCUCCAUGGCCCUACUUUUAAUAUCAUAGUGGUCUUUAGUUUCCCUAUUUUGGUCUAGGGCCAACCCCAAAUGCGCUGCCAGUUUGAAAGAAUACUGUACAUUUGAAAGUCAUAAGGCAAACUGUAAAACAAUCUGAGACAUAUUGUGACUUUUUUUGUGUGAAAGGAAAUCGCAUGGGGAUUGUAUGGUCUCCUAUGUACUUGUCUGUGUUUGUGUAUUUAAACAAAAGCCUGAAGUGUGAAGUUAACUCAAUGAUGUACAUAACAAAAUAAAGGUC